This is a messenger RNA of Protopterus annectens (West African lungfish), 2174 nucleotides long. RefSeq names its product leucine rich repeat containing 55 (gene LRRC55). The transcript is spliced from 3 exons. The coding region runs from base 873 to 1967 and encodes 364 amino acids. The record is from RefSeq and is a predicted model, not a curated record. Gene Ontology annotation, molecular function: transmembrane transporter binding; potassium channel activator activity; voltage-gated potassium channel activity. Gene Ontology annotation, cellular component: voltage-gated potassium channel complex. Lineage: Eukaryota; Metazoa; Chordata; Ceratodontiformes; Protopteridae.
UAGGAGACACUACAAACGUCAGGCUCUGACCUGAAGGGGAGCUUGAGCAAGUGAACAAGACAGAGACAGCAUGAGAAAAGAGACUGACUGAAGCAGAGAAAACAGAGGGAGGGAGGGAUUGUUUUUUUUUUUUACUCCUUUGCUACUUGCUGCUUGUACAACCGAAGCCCAUUUUCCUGCAGACCAGAGACAUAGAAGAAUGACUCCUUGUCUAAUUCAUCAAGGGGCAGACACGGGCAACUACCAUACAAAGAAAAAGAAUAAAAGCAAAUAAAUCUUCCUUGAGUGCCUUUUCAAGAGGACAGCUCCUCCCCCAUAAAACUUUGUGGUUGUGAGAUCUAUCUUGAACUAUUGAAAUAUUUGGUCUGGAAUGUCGUUAAAGGAAAGGGUGGUCCCAUCAGAUGUUCAUCAAAGAAAUCUGCAGCACAGAAACAGACUGAUGGCUUGAAUAUGUCUGGAAUUUGAACGGAGACAUGUAGCAAACAAGUUACUUUGAAAAAGCAGCCCUUCUGGGUUUUUUAUUAGCAUCAACCAGAGUUGUCCAGUGGUAGUGCCUUAAUCCUUUCUCAAUGCCUCUUUUCUCCACCCACAAAAACAAUAACAGAGGCUUGCCAGCAGAGAUCUAUUAAGGGUACCAGUUCUCCUGCUUUGGAUUCUCUAUUAAAUGGCAACUACAAGUUGUCACUUCAUUGACUGCAAAUUUGGGAGUUCCAUAUCUUUAUUUUACCCAAGAUACAAUGUCAAGGCAAGAUUUAGGAGUAGCAUUCCUUUGGAUUUUCCAAACACAAUGUGAGAAAACUGCAUCCCCAGAUGUCAGAUCUGCAUCCAUAAAGCAAUCUCCACUAAGGCGUAAGCAGUGACAUGUUUCAUGGAUGUGCCAUCUUAAUUUCCAGGAAGAAAUCUACAUAUUUCAUCUAAAGGACACAUCUCCAGGAAUGUCUCAUGUGGCUUGGCCUCUGAUAUCCCCAGUGGUGGAACAAAUCUUUGACUUCCCUGGGCUAAGUCCAUCUACUCAAAACACCAUGGCAGUCAACAGCUAUAGAGCAGUAACUCAACGGCCUCAUAUUUGUUUGCAGAACUCUUUUCAUCAGAUUCUACUUGCCUGGGGUAUCAAAAUGACUUUUGGGGUGCCUUUGUUACCCUUUCUUUUUCUGCUGUUCUCUGCCCCCUUAGCUAAAGGCUGCCCAGUUCUCUGCAGCUGCUGGGAUAGAGUAGUAGACUGUAGUGGUAAGCACUUGUUCUCUGUUCCACUGGGCUUGCCAUUAGAUAUCCAUAAUUUGACACUUGCCCAUAACCGGCUGACAUCCAUACCAUCUGGUUACCUCUCCUGUCACAUGGAGCUCCGCUUCCUGGACCUGAGGAAUAACUCCCUCUCUAGCCUGCCUGACGGACUGUUCCUUAAUCUGAAAAAGUUGGUGUUGCUAGACCUCAGCCACAAUAAUCUCACACAGGUGACUGCUGCUAUGAUGCAGCCAGCCCACAGCCUAGUUCGCAUCAAUCUUAGUCACAACUAUCACCUGACGAGGAUUCACAGUUCCACACUCCGAGGAAUGAUGCAGCUUCAGGACCUGGACUUACGCUUCAGUGGCUUCUCCUCUCUGAGCUAUGAGGUCCUGGAGGGCUUACCAUCUCUUAUCUCACUGCAACUGUCUGGAAACCCUUGGGUCUGUGGUUGUGCCAUGGAACCCCUACUGAAGUGGUUGCGAAACAGCAUCAAAGGAUGCAUCAUUGGUUCUCAGGAAGCUGAAUGUGCUGCACCUCCUGAGGUCAAAGGGGUCCCCCUGAUGUCAUUGACAGAGGAGAGCUUCAAGGCUUGCCAAUUUUCACUUACACUUGAUGACUAUCUUUUCAUUGCCUUUGUGGGUUUUGUGGUCUCCAUUGCCUCUGUGGCAACUAACUUUCUACUUGGUAUCACUGCCAACUGCUGCCACCGCUGGAGUAAAGCAAGUGAGGAGGAGGAAAUUUAAUUAUUUUUUCAACCACCUACCACUGUUUCCAAUUCAAGACAAGAAAUAUAUCAGAACAGAAUCAACUAAAACAUAAUGCCCUCUCCUCAUUUUUUAUUUAUUUUUUUUUGUAUGGGAGUUAUCUGAAUUAAAAUACAAAAUAUGUAAACACAAUUGGCUAGAACAUAUCACUUUGCCGUGCAUUAAAAAUGUAUGAUGCACAUUCAA